This is a messenger RNA of Carassius gibelio (silver crucian carp), 1426 nucleotides long. Its product is annotated as mitochondrial import inner membrane translocase subunit Tim17-A. Bases 102 to 602 code for a protein of 166 amino acids. The transcript is spliced from 6 exons. The record is from RefSeq and is a predicted model, not a curated record. NCBI's taxonomy places the organism in Eukaryota, Metazoa, Chordata, Actinopteri, Cypriniformes, Cyprinidae. Gene Ontology annotation, biological process: protein import into mitochondrial matrix. Gene Ontology annotation, molecular function: transmembrane protein transporter activity. Gene Ontology annotation, cellular component: TIM23 mitochondrial import inner membrane translocase complex; mitochondrial inner membrane.
UCACAAAGAAAGAGACAGCAAAGGAACACGCGAAUAACCUGACGUCACCCGCAGCAGCGGCACGUGUCUGGUUACAUCAGCGCGAACAGGAAAAGAACAAAAUGGAGGAGUACGCGAGGGAGCCAUGCCCCUGGAGGAUAGUGGACGACUGUGGGGGCGCCUUCACCAUGGGGGCUAUCGGUGGAGGGAUUUUUCAGGCCGUCAAAGGUUUCAGAAACUCUCCUUCUGGAAUGAAUCACAGAAUGAGGGGUAGCUUGACAGCCAUAAAGACCAGAGCUCCACAACUAGGAGGAAGCUUUGCUGUGUGGGGUGGCCUCUUCUCCAUGAUUGACUGUGGACUGGUGAAGGUGAGGGGCAAAGAAGACCCCUGGAACUCAAUCACAAGUGGAGCCAUGACAGGAGCCAUUUUAGCAGCAAGAAAUGGGCCGGUGGCCAUGGUUGGUUCUGCUGCAAUGGGAGGUAUACUGCUUGCAUUAAUAGAGGGUGCAGGAAUUCUGCUCACAAGGUUUGCCUCAUCGCAAUUCCCAACUGGCCCACAGUUUGCGGAAGAACCUACUCCCAUGCCUGCUUCAUCAUUCGGAGACUAUAGACAGUACCAAUGAGAAGCCACUAAAAACUCAAGGCCUUUUCUUAUUCCAUGAACUCAUCUAAGACACUGAAGUUACAGUGUGGAACUCAUUCAUCAACAGAGCAUGCCACUUACCAAGAAUGACUGUGACAAAGGGAAUAUGAAGGGCAAACACUAUUGUUCCUGUCAUUGCUUUUGUUUUCAGUAUGCCAUUUGCUAUUCUCAGCUUUGUGUGUCCCCCUCUAUUUAAGUCAAAACUCAGUUGUGUGUUUUCAUCCACUUAUUCUGUGUUUUUAUUUUCCUGUUUUGUCAUUUUUUGCCAGCAUGUUUGCUGAAGCAAUAGGUAUACUGUUUAACUCAUGCUAGGUUUUUGACCUUGAACCCCAAUCAAUUGGCUGUAUAAAGUCUGUGUGUGUGUGUGUGUGUGUGUGUGUGUGUGUGAGUGAGUGAGUGAGAGAAUGUUAAUACUAUUGUUGUGUGAUUGCAUAAGAGUUUAAUACAUGCCUGUGCACUGAUUUGUUUGCCUUAGUGUGUAAACUUUCUCAUGGGCCUCAAUAAGAUCGUAUAUACAUAUUGGAGAUUUUUAUUGACUGUUUCAUGCCAAACCUUCACUUACAGAAUAUAUUCCUUCACGUUUUACUUUUUGAAGUAGCUAUUUAUUUUCUAGAAGUAAAACUUUUUCGUGUCAAGAUGUUAUGCUGUAUUGUAAGUAUAAUUAUAUAAUUUCUCUACAGAAAAAGUUCUGAUCACAAAGGAUGCAUCAGAAAAAAAGGUUCAUGAAUGAACAGAAUUAUUAGUCUUAUGGGUAUAUGAGCCAAAUUAGGCUGAGAAACCAAGUAAAUAAAUUAGUUACUGCUG